Messenger RNA from Colletotrichum gloeosporioides, 2394 nucleotides. Its product is annotated as Endo-1 3(4)-beta-glucanase. Lineage: Eukaryota; Fungi; Ascomycota; Sordariomycetes; Glomerellales; Glomerellaceae. Gene Ontology annotation, molecular function: hydrolase activity, hydrolyzing O-glycosyl compounds. Gene Ontology annotation, biological process: glucan catabolic process. The transcript is spliced from 2 exons. The coding region runs from base 1 to 2394 and encodes 797 amino acids. The record is from RefSeq and is a predicted model, not a curated record.
AUGGCCCCUUCGCUCGUUACCAUCGGCACUGCUGCCUUGGCCUUGGCUGGUGAUGUUGCUGCCAAGAAGUUUUCUCUGGCCGAUACGUACGACUCGACCAACUUCUUCAGCAAGUUCACCUUCUUCGAGAGCAAUUACAACACCUCGAACUACAACGACGUCGAUCCAACUUCGGGCUACAUCAACUACCGCUCCCAGGCGGAUGCCCAAGCCCUGGGUCUCGCGUCCACCGCCGGUGGCGAGAUCUACCUGGGCCUCGACGCCAAAAGUAUCACCCAGUUCCCUGGUGUUGGUCGUUCCAGUGUGAGACUUGAGAGCAAGGAAGUCUACAACAAGGCUCUGAUUGUCGCUCGCUUCUCCCACUUGCCCAAGCCCGUCUGUGGUGCUUGGCCUGCCUUCUGGUCGUACGGUUCGCCUUGGCCCACCAAGGGAGAGCUCGAUUGGUUCGAAGGCUGGAACCUUAACAAGGUCAACAAGCCCGCCGCUCACACCUACAAGUCCUCGGAACAAGGCCAGUGCCUCAUCAGCUCGACUGGCCAGACUGCCCAGGUGGACACGCCCAACUGUGAUCAGGAGGCGCCCAACCAGUAUUCCAACCAAGGUUGCACAACCUCGACCACCUCCUCUGACCCCUACGGCUCCUCUGAUGGCGGCGUCUACGCUGUUGAGUGGACCGACGAUUACAUCAAGUUCUUCUCCUGGCGAUGGGGCUCGGUUCCGGACAACGUCAACUCCGACUCCCCUGACACCGCGACCUGGGGCACUCCCAGCAUGCUGAUCGCCAACGAUGCCUGCAACAUCAACAGCCACUUCAAGGACCAGAGACUCGUCAUUAACAUCGGCAUGUGUGGUGUGCUUGCCGGAAAUGAUGGCGUGUGGGGUAGCGAAUGCAAGGCCGCCACAGGCCAUGCUGUUUGUUCUACCUACGCCGCUACGAAUCCAUCGGCUUUCAGCGACACCUACUUCAAGGUCAAGGAUAUCCGCAUCUUCAAGGAGGGCGGACAGACUUCCUCUACUGUCUCUUCCUCUGUCUCUUCCACGGCGUCCUCGUCCGCUUCUUCCUCCGCCUCCGCCUCCGCAUCUGCCAGCCAGUCUUCUUCCGCCAGCGCAUCGGCUUCUAGCCUCUCUGCCACCGAUUCUGCUAGUGCCAGUGCCACUGCGUCUGCUUCGGUCAGCGGCUCCGCCUCUGCUCAAGCCUCAGGCUCUGUCUCAUCUGCCGCCGCUUCAGGCUCUGCCACAGCCUCUGGCUCUGCCGCUACUUCCGGAUCUGCUGUUGCCCCUGGCUCUGCUUCCUCCGACAUUGCUUCCGCUUCCGCUUCCGCGUCCGCUUCUGCUUCUUCCCAGGCAUCCGGCGCCGGGUCCAGCGGAGCUUCCGUCUCUUCUGCUGCUGCCUCUGCUUCCGGCUCUGUCACCGACGCCGGCACUGGUACCGUCUCUGGAACCGCCAGCACGUUCUCGAUCAUCACCAACAACUGGAAUCAGACUUCCGUCAUCCCCGCUCCUACUCCCGUUGUCUCUUCGUCCUCCGUCGUCCAGUUGACUACCUCAACAGUCUUCACCACCCAGGUUUCCACUGUGACCUCUUGCGCCCCAACCGUCACAAACUGCCCAGUCGGCGCCGUCGUGACCAAGACCAUUGCCCUUUACACUACCGUUUGCCCUGUCACCGUCGCGGUCAAGACUACCUCCGCCAAGGGCAAUGGCAAGGCUUCAACCAAGGUGAACAAGAGCAACACCACGAAGGCCACCACAAAGGUCAACAAAAACACCACCAAGCCCACCACCAAGACGACCCCCCCUGGCGUCAGGACCACCGUCCUCACCAAGACCUACACCAUCACUAAGUGCCCGUCUUCCGUCCCCAACUGCCCUAUCGGCAGCGUGACUACGAAGGUCACCACCAAGGUCAUCAGUCCCACGCCCAAGACAAACGGAGGCAGCAACAACAAGGUCUCUACCAAGGUCUACACCACGACUUACACCAUCACCAAGUGCCCUGCCUCCGUUCCCAACUGCCCCAUCGGCAGCGUCACGACCAAAACCGUCACAAAGGUCACGACCCCCGGUGUUCCGGCCACCCCCAAGACCACCCCCGCGACCAAGGUCACCAAGGUCAUCACUGUCAGCACCGCUCCUGCCAAGACCACGGGCGGCAGCAACACGAACAAGAGCAACAACAGCAACACUUACAGCAACUCCACCACCACGGUCACCAAGUCAUCCACCGUAUCCAGCGCCAAGGCCUCUGGCACCGCCCCGGGCGCUUCCACCACGGUCUGCUCCGGCGCCAGCUGCUCGACGACGACGAAGCCCGUCAUCACCAACAACGCCGUCCAGGCUGGCGUCAGCUUUGCCCUCAUGGCGGUCGGCGCUUUUGCCGUCUUCGUUCUGUAA